AUGUCAAAAGAGCCCCAUUGGUCAUCUAUCCGACAUAGAAAGGCCUCAACCGACCGGCCACCUCCAUCUACACGUUCAUGGAACGCUUCUUACGCCCGCCAUGAGUUCAGCCGUAGACUCACGCUCGGAGAUUUGGGAGAAUGGUUGAGAGAAAGGCAGGAGCCUGCCCCGGGUGUCACGUUAGGAGACGUAGGGGAUUGGUUCAAGAGAAAACUCCCAAGCCAACGUCCAGAAAGAGGAGGAACUUUGAGGACUCAAGAAGAUCGGGACAAGGGGAAAACAAGUGGCAUGCGUUUGGUCGCCCCUGCGCAUAAUAACGGCAGUGAUUCAUCUACAGGUUGGCCUUUAUCAGAGCAACCGUCGGAUUCCAAUCGCCGAACUGGUCAACAGAGUGGCACAGGCGGUUCAGAUCGUCUCGUAGACUGGAACACGCCAAAGAAUCUAAGUGACUUAUCGCCAGAACAGAGUCUUUUAUCCAAAGGGAAAACAACUACAGGCCAGAAACCACCCGCCCAUCGAAGAUGGAACAACUUGGGUUCUCCCAGAGUGCGCAACAAGCUCAAGCAAAAAUCCGUAAGCGAUGACAUAGCAUCGAAAAAAGACACAUGGGAGCAAAUGCAGAGCAACGCUCACGGGGCGCAGGCUUUCGGUCCGGCCAUGCAAGUGAUGCCUGGCAUACUCGAGGUUCUUGAAGCCAGGAAGAAAGCGAAGAAAAGGGCACGAGACGAUCGAGAAAGCUUGAUAGAGAGUGGAGAUUACCUUGGAGUCCAAGGCAUCAACCCGCAGACUGGUGUUUUAGAUCUAACAUCAGAGAGUGGUGACAGUGCCCUGAGCGUCAGGACCGAACAAAAGCUGGCAAACCUCGAAACUCAGGCCAAACAUGCGACUUCGGCCGUGAAAAGAAAACAGGCCGAAGCUGAAAUCGUCAAAAUGCAUUUUGACCGAGACAUUACGAAGUUGCGGCGUCGAGAGAAAAUCGAGAAACAGCUUGCUAAAUGGAGAAAGGAUACACAUCAGUGGUCAUCAGUACAGGAGCCUGAUCUGAGUCCUAUUGCUCAGUCACACAGAAGCAUCUCUGUGCUGUCAAGUCAGUACAUUUCCCCUCUCACCUCGAGUUAUUUGCUGAUUCUCUUUGUUACAGGGCGCAGGUCGCGUCGCGAUCACAGCGUGCCGAAGCACGAAGAUCUCAUAGACCUAAGCCUCCCAGACGACCAGCCAAACCAAGAACAACGCCCUGCCAUAACACCUUUGACUAGUUUAAGAUCCAGAGAAAACGCGCAUUCGUCUGACACAGUGGUGAAGACUCCUCGUUGCCACAGUCUCGAAGUUCCAACUCCUGCGGCCCUAGAACUUUUUGAAAAUGACAUUAAGUUCCAAAGCGCAGACGAGCUUGGACUAAACGAAGACCUGCCCUUAGAGCAUGAUAGCACGCCCCCAAAAAUUCAUGCGCAGGCGAUGAGUAGUCAAUCAUCGGAGAUGACUGAUGCCCGAGAAGUGAAAGAAGCUUAUGCAGGCACCAACAAAGCAACACUGGAGCCUUUUUUAGACAAAACCCCAAACGAGCAAACAGAGCCAGGACAAGCAGCAAUGUCUUGGGCAACGACCUGCCCCCAAACAUUACCAGAUCUUUCGACGAUAAAUCUUCCAGUAGUCAGCCGCGACACCACCUUCACACUGGUGAAGAACGCACACGAGACGCCAAGUUCCUGGGACAGCAAUCCACAAAAAGGCUCCAUGCAAGGUUCGACAACGAGCCACAAGAGAUUCACUAUCCAGCCGAAAAAACCGAAGCAAAACCUGUCAGAAUCCCUCGAAAACCAGUGCCAGCAAGCAGACCUUUCUCAAACCCUAACAGGGCGCGCGUAG
This is a messenger RNA of Fusarium poae, 1866 nucleotides long. RefSeq lists its product as uncharacterized. Bases 1 to 1866 code for a protein of 621 amino acids. NCBI's taxonomy places the organism in Eukaryota, Fungi, Ascomycota, Sordariomycetes, Hypocreales, Nectriaceae. The record is from RefSeq and is a predicted model, not a curated record. The transcript has a single exon.